Messenger RNA from Phialemonium atrogriseum, 1716 nucleotides. RefSeq names its product P-loop containing nucleoside triphosphate hydrolase protein. The transcript has 4 exons. The coding region runs from base 224 to 1543 and encodes 439 amino acids. Gene Ontology annotation, cellular component: proteasome regulatory particle, base subcomplex. Gene Ontology annotation, biological process: proteasome-mediated ubiquitin-dependent protein catabolic process. The record is from RefSeq and is a predicted model, not a curated record. Gene Ontology annotation, molecular function: ATP hydrolysis activity; proteasome-activating activity; ATP binding. NCBI's taxonomy places the organism in Eukaryota, Fungi, Ascomycota, Sordariomycetes, Cephalothecales, Cephalothecaceae.
GCCACAGUUCCGAGCUGAGUGAUGGAGCCCAGGUGACGGCACCAGGCUGACAGCAACAUACGCGGUACCUAGGUACCUGAACUUUGAGCUUCCAUCUGUCGCCGCCUUCCAGAUCAUCACUUCCAUUUACUCUUGCUUCCCGCCAUCACCUUUACUCUACCAUUUUGAUCCCGAAAGCCCUAUCUCACUUUCAGGACUUCCGAGCCCUCCUUCAGCCGCAACCAUGCCUUCUGCCACCGGUCAAGACUGGGAGAAGUAUAACAAAAAGUUCGCCGAUGAUGAGGUUGAGGAGAAGAAGAUCACGCCUUUGUCAGAUGAGGAUAUCCAGGUACUGAAGACUUACGGCGCUGCGCCAUACGGAGCAGCGAUCAAGAAGCUCGAGCAGCAGAUCAAGGAGAAGCAACAAAGUGUCGACGAGAAGAUCGGCGUCAAGGAAUCAGACACUGGGCUCGCCCCUCCCCAUCUAUGGGAUGUUGCCGCCGACAAACAACGCAUGCAAGAAGAACAGCCCUUGCAGGUGGCCCGCUGCACGAAGAUUAUCCCCGACGAGAAGGACGAUGCGAAGAGCAAAUAUGUUAUCAACGUCAAGCAAAUCGCAAAGUUCGUCGUGCAACUCGGAGAGCGUGUCAGCCCGACAGAUAUCGAGGAGGGCAUGCGUGUCGGUGUCGACCGGAACAAGUACCAGAUAUUACUCCCUCUUCCUCCCAAGAUCGAUGCCAGCGUCACCAUGAUGACGGUCGAGGAGAAACCUGAUGUCACAUACGGAGACGUCGGUGGCUGCAAAGAGCAGGUGGAGAAGCUACGUGAGGUCGUCGAGAUGCCGCUCCUAUCUCCCGAGCGGUUCGUCAACCUGGGAAUCGAUCCUCCAAAGGGCGCUCUGCUCUACGGCCCCCCAGGAACCGGAAAGACGCUCUGCGCAAGGGCGGUUGCGAACAGGACAGAUGCGACUUUCAUCAGGGUUAUUGGGAGUGAACUGGUUCAGAAGUAUGUGGGUGAAGGCGCGAGGAUGGUCCGAGAACUGUUCGAGAUGGCCAGGACAAAGAAGGCCUGUAUCAUCUUCUUCGACGAGAUCGACGCCAUCGGUGGAGCCCGGUUCGACGAUGGUGCCGGAGGCGACAACGAGGUGCAGAGAACCAUGCUGGAGCUCAUCACCCAGCUCGACGGCUUCGACGCCCGUGGCAACAUCAAAGUAAUGUUUGCCACCAACAGGCCAUCCACGCUCGAUCCUGCCCUCAUGAGGCCCGGUCGUAUCGACCGGAAGAUCGAGUUCUCUCUCCCAGACCUCGAGGGGCGAGCCAACAUCUUGCGAAUCCACGCCAAGAGCAUGUCCGUCGAGCGCGAUAUCCGGUGGGAGCUCAUCUCACGCCUCUGCCCCAACGCAACCGGUGCCGAGCUGCGCAGCGUGUGCACAGAAGCCGGCAUGUUCGCCAUCCGGGCACGACGAAAGGUGGCUUCGGAGAAGGAUUUCCUCAGCGCCGUGGACAAGGUCAUCAAGGGCAACUUGAAGUUCAACUCCACUGCAGCCUACGCGCAGUACAACUAAACUAGGAUGGUCGAACACGGUUAAAGCUGUGUGUGUAUUCUACAUGAUAGAUUGCUUUCGCAUGGAAUCUGGUUUCUAGGCCGCCACAAACACAAGCCGGAGUUUGCGGGAGCUUGUACCCUAUAUCUAAUAACGAUGGCUGCUCAGCGCUGGUUAGAGAUUGCCACCAGGUG